Episyrphus balteatus (marmalade hoverfly) is the source of this 1026-nucleotide messenger RNA. Its product is annotated as trichohyalin-like. Bases 23 to 1009 code for a protein of 328 amino acids. The transcript is spliced from 8 exons. The record is from RefSeq and is a predicted model, not a curated record. NCBI's taxonomy places the organism in Eukaryota, Metazoa, Arthropoda, Insecta, Diptera, Syrphidae.
UUCAUGUUGGAAUCAAGUUGAAAUGGCAGAUAGUAUUGAAUUUAUGAAGAGAACUGACAACCGUCAUCUUCAAACUCAUAUUCGAUUUAAGAUUAAAGAAGCUCUCCGGGAAAGGGACCGUGAUUUAGCUCGAAGAAAAGAAAGCUUGAAAAUUAUGCUUUCAAUGGAAGAACUUCAACAAGAAGAAGAAUUAGCUAAUCUUUUUAGAUCUCGAGUACUAGAGAAUGCACAAAAACGUUUGGAUUGGAUUUCAACAGCUAAAUUCGAAAGAACUGAAGCCGAAAAUGAGUUUUUAAAACUCAAACAAAUUCAACGUGAAUUAAUAAAUUGUGAAGAAAUGCGCCCCAAGGAAAGUAAAAAGAUUACACAAGAAACCAAACGAGCACAAUUAUUACAAAUUGCAGAAAAGAAAGCCAUUCAAAUGAAAGAAAAAGAAAUCGAUAAGAUUUGGUUUGAAGCUCUGAUGUGUUUGGAACGAGAAAAAGAAAAACAACAACAAUAUGAAAAUCAAUUGAGAAAAAUAAUUGCAAAUAAAACUGUUGAUGUCUUAAAUAAUCAGUUAGAUGAAAUUAAACAAAUGAAAGAGAUGGAAAACGAGGAGAAAAAGAAGGAAGAUUUGAGAAUUGAACGAGAAAACCAUGCAGAUGUACUCCAAAUUCAAUUUGAAGAGAGACACAAGCUUAGUAAUAAAUUUAUGGAGGGUUCAGCGCAAAAGUCCAAUCUUCAAGACAUGAAAUCGGAAAAAUUAGCUCGAGCCCAGCAGAUCAAGCGCUCAGAAGAUGAAAUAAUUGAAAUAAAUAAGAUUCAACAACAAAAAGAAGAAGACCAAGCUCAAAUUGAUAGGAAUUUGGAUAGACAAUCUCAAGCAAGAUAUCUUCAGUAUGUCAAGGACAAGAAAUCGGAAAUGAAUUGCAGAAACAAAAUGCUGGACACUGCUUUGGUUGCCCAUGGUAGACGAAUGCAACAAGGAGCCAUAAAUAAGAUACCCUACCAGAAAUCUGUUCGCUAAAAAAUUUAGUUUUUUCU